Molecule: messenger RNA, 1920 nt
Organism: Macroventuria anomochaeta
Lineage: Eukaryota; Fungi; Ascomycota; Dothideomycetes; Pleosporales; Didymellaceae
Exons: 4
Coding region: 153-1799 (548 amino acids)
Cellular component (GO): cytoplasm
Molecular function (GO): oxidoreductase activity, acting on NAD(P)H; 2 iron, 2 sulfur cluster binding; flavin adenine dinucleotide binding
Source: RefSeq, a predicted model, not a curated record
AACGACGACACCCUACGACGCUCGUCAUACGCCCUUUAAUGCAGUCACUACGUCUUCUACGGCCCCUUCGAACUUCAUUACAGCUUCAUUGCAUAGCACAACUCAUUAAAUCUAAUAUUCAGAGAGCUGCGUUCAGCACAACGUUCAGAACUAUGGCGCAAGAGUUCAAGCUCAAGGACAUCACGUCCUUGCAAUUAAAGAACGGGGAGAAGAAAGAAGUCGAAGUCGAGGGUAUUGAGGGUGGCAAGGUACUGCUGCUGAAGGUACAGGACAGGGUCCACGCUACCUCGCCCAACUGCACACAUUACGGCGCACCGCUUGCUAAGGGUGUACUUACACCCGAGGGUCGAUUGACAUGUCCAUGGCACGGAGCUUGCUUCAACGUAUCCACUGGUGAUGUCGAAGAUGCUCCGGCGUUGGAUCCUAUUUCAAAGUACGAAGUUUUUGAGCGAGACGGAGCCGUUUACAUCAAGACAGACGAGGAAACAUUGAAGGCCGGCAGAAGGAACUUGAACCUCAAGUGCUCGUCAGUGAGCGAUGAGAAGGUCCUUGUCAUUGGAGGUGGCUCCGGAACACUCGGUGCUGUUGAAGGUCUUCGCGGCGGAGGCUUCAAGGGCAACAUCACAGUCAUCUCGAAGGAAGGCUACCAACCAAUCGACCGAACCAAGCUGUCCAAGGCCCUUCUCGCUGAUUUGAGCAAGGCUGCAUGGAGGUCGAAGGAUUUCUACAAGGACGCAUCGAUCGAUUUCAUCGAAGAUGAGGCCAAGAGCGUUGACUUCUCCGGCAAGAAGGUCGAGACAAAGUCUGGCAAGACAUACGAGUACUCGAAGCUGGUGCUGGCCACUGGCGGUACACCCAACUUCCUACCCCUUGAAGGUCUGAAGGGUGACUUGGGCAACACCUUCCUGCUGAGGACACUUCCAGAUGCACAAAAUAUCCUGAAGGCUGUCGGUGACAAUGGAAAGAGAGUUGUCGUUGUCGGUAGCUCUUUCAUCGGCAUGGAGGUUGGCAACUGCCUCGCUGGCAUGAAGAACGACGUGACCAUCGUCGGUAUGGAGGAGGAACCCAUGGAGCGAGUAAUGGGCAAGAAGGUUGGAAAGAUCUUCCGCGGCCUGCUCGAGAAGAACGGCGUCAAGUUCAAGAUGGGUGCCAGCGUCGAGAAGGCAACACCAUCGAAGAGCGACCCAUCCAAGGUUGGGGCCGUACACCUGAAGGAUGGCACCACUCUCGAAGCAGACCUUGUCAUCGAGGGUGUGGGUGUCAAGCCCGCAACAGAGUACCUCAAGGAUAACUCCAGCGUCCAGUUGGAGAAAGACGGCUCACUGAAGACUAACGAGGCCUUCGAGGUUCAGGGUCUGAAGGAUGUCUUCGCCAUCGGCGACAUUGCAACCUACCCUUACCACGGACCCGGAGGCAACGGCACACCCGUUCGCAUCGAGCACUGGAACGUUGCACAAAACGCAGGUCGCUCAGUGGCCAGGACGAUCAACGAGCCCGGCUCCAAGCCUAAGGCGUUCAUACCUGUGUUCUGGUCAGCUCUCGGCUCGCAAUUGCGAUACUGCGGUAACACACUCAACGGCUACGACGACGUAGUGCUGCAAGGAGACACAGAGAAGCCAUCAUUCGUGGCUUACUACACGAACGGAGAUGAGGUCGUUGCGGUGGCCUCGAUGAUGAAGGAUCCCUACAUGACGCAGAGCGCGGAGCUGAUGCGGAGAGGGAAGAUGCCAGGCAAGAAGGACCUUCAGAAUGGCAAGGACAUCUUGGACAUUGGUCUCCCAAGCGAAAUCAAGAUCUAAGAGGCGUACCAUGGAACUUCGGCGAUAGAAGUGCCGCAUACGGCAGGAUAAUAAAUGACCGUCAAGGCGAGAGAGAUAAUAUGACUACCAAGCCCAAUAUUUACACUGCGUGACGUCGACA